This is a messenger RNA of Colletotrichum orchidophilum, 264 nucleotides long. RefSeq lists its product as uncharacterized. NCBI's taxonomy places the organism in Eukaryota, Fungi, Ascomycota, Sordariomycetes, Glomerellales, Glomerellaceae. Bases 1 to 264 code for a protein of 87 amino acids. The transcript has a single exon. The record is from RefSeq and is a predicted model, not a curated record.
AUGUAUGUACUCGAUAAGCCUAUGCUGUGUACAGAGUCUCUCGAGGCCUACAAUGAGUAUGGGGUGAUUGGACGUGGGACUCGAAUGAAUCAACCUCGCAGGUGCUUAGUAGUGCGUGCGACGCAGGAAGGCGGACCCCGUGCUCUCAGAAACAGGGUGAUGCUCGGCAGGAAAGGACGGGCGAUCCGCAGACCGGGAUCAGACUUAGGGAUGGCGAAGGCGAUGACUGGAGCGAAUGGUGGUGGAGGGUGUGAUGUGAGAUGA